GUGAAGGAACAUGAAGAUGAUGAGCAGGUGACGCUGUCCUGCUCUCUGUCGACACGUGUGUUGCAUAUACACACAGUGAAGUGGCUGUAUGAGGGGAAAGAUGGAGAUAUAAGAUACACGGAUAUGCAGACUUCACACUCUAAGUGCUCAGUUACUGUGACAUUUCCUAUUUCUAAUCUCAAGCUGAAGUCAAAGUAUCAAGAGUUGUUCAAGUGUGAAGUGACAGAUGGUUACACUAAAAAAAUGCAUCUGUUUCCCUUCAUCCCUCAGUCCUCAGGUAAGAAACCAGGGGAGGAUGCAACAACAUCAACCACGAUGAGAACAAUUGAAAACGGCAGAAAAUCCAGAAUCACCUCAACAACGCCUGCUGUCAGUGUUACUUCAUCAUCACCACAAGUGUGGUGGCCGUACCUCAUUGCGGUCAUGGGUUUACUGGCUCUCGUAAUCAUCACUGUGGCUGUCAUCAGACGGAAGAUGACUAAAGGGGAGAAACGACGGAUGGAUGACAACACGGGACAGAGCUUAAACUCGGCGGUGACUCAGCCCGGUCCAGAAACCAGUCAGGACACGGCUGAUCCUGAAGAUGGUGUUUCCUACGCCUCCAUCAGCUACACCAAGAAGACCAACAGCAGAGCCCAGGUACGGGUUAGAAAUGAUGAUGAUGAUGAUGAUGAAGGUGAUUCAGUGACCUACAGCUCUGUGAAAGCUUCCUCCUCUCCUGCCGGAGCCUCUGCUGAUCCCAGCACCCUCUACGCCGCCGUUAUCAGAGCAAACAAAUAAGAGACCACAGCACCCAAGAGACAUUUUAAAGCUUUGGAUAUUCACUGGUGUUUUGGAGUAAAUAUUGGAAUCUUCACCUGUCAGCUUAACUCAUAAUGAACAGAUCCCUAAAAACUUCACCAACCAGGGAAAUCCUCAAAGAUCAGCAAUCUCCAAAGUUUAUUUUCAUAAACCUAUUUCUUUUCAGUAACAAUCCUUUAAGCUGGAAGCUCUGACUGUUGACCACGAUUAGAACUAAACUGUGAUCGUUCUAACUGCUGAACAUGAUUCUGUUGUCCUCUGUUUUCUGUUGUGUUGUUGUUUUUAAAUCAUGCUUUGUAUUUUCUGUGAAAAUAUUUUGUUAACAGAAGG
Molecule: messenger RNA, 1131 nt
Organism: Perca fluviatilis (European perch)
Lineage: Eukaryota; Metazoa; Chordata; Actinopteri; Perciformes; Percidae
Exons: 7
Coding region: 124-780 (218 amino acids)
Source: RefSeq, a predicted model, not a curated record